Molecule: messenger RNA, 2011 nt
Organism: Stegastes partitus (bicolor damselfish)
Lineage: Eukaryota; Metazoa; Chordata; Actinopteri; Pomacentridae
Product: intermediate filament protein ON3-like
Exons: 9
Coding region: 51-1307 (418 amino acids)
Cellular component (GO): keratin filament
Source: RefSeq, a predicted model, not a curated record
CAGCUCUCACCUGUUCAGACGGACUUCAGCUCGCAGCUCCAAGCUUCAAAAUGUCCAAAGCGAGAGACUACAGCAGCCAGUCGUACAGCCCGAGCAGCGGCGGACCGGCCAAGAGCCAGCCGAGCGGCAAGGUGGACCCGACGGGCAAGUCCCGCGAGAAGGACGACAUGGUGGGACUGAACAACAAGUUCGUCCAGCUCAUUGACAAGGUGAAAAACCUGGAGAACGAGAAGAAGAGGCUGGACACGCAGCUGAAGAUCCUGAAGGAGCAGGAGGACUACAAGGGGAAGGUGGACGAGGUGGUGAAGCAGCUUGAGAACGAGCUGGAGCAGCAGAUCGAGAACCUGCUCAAUGACCAGGAGAAGCUGAAGGCCGAGCUGCUGAAGAACCAGGAGGAGGUGGAGGACACCAAGGACAGGUUUGAGAAGGAGAUGAACAAAAAAGCUGAGUUGGAAAAUGAGUUUGUCAUCACCAAGAAGGACGUGGACGAAGGUCACCUGGAGGCUGUGGAUCUGGCUCUGGAGCUGGAGGACCAGAUGGGAAAGCUGGACUUCCUGAGAGUCGGCUAUGACGAGGAGAUCAAGGAGCUGGAGUCGCAGGUCCAGAACGAGACGGUCCUGUUACGUGACAACAGCAAGCGUUCUCUGGACAUGAACGAGAUCAUCGAGAACGUCAAGGCUCAGUACGCCAACAUGGCCGCCCGCGGCAGGGAGGAGGCCGAGCAGUGGAACCAGAAAAAGAUGGACUCGUUGGUCCUCAAUGCAGGACAGCGUGAGCAGGAGGUUCGUGACGUGAAGAGGGACAUCUCUGACCUGCUGCGCCUCAUCCAGAGACUCACCGGAGACCUGGACACUCUCAAAAGGAAGGAAGAGGCCCUCAAGAACGAAAUCGACAACGUUAGACAAGAUGGCGACGAGCACAUAGCGAAGGCUCGGAAGCAGAUCGUUCAGCUGGAGGAGGCCUUGAAGCGGGCCAAGCAGGACUUGGCCGGACAGAUCCGCGAGCACCAAGAGCUGUUGAACCUGAAGCUGGCCCUGGACAUCGAGAUCGCCACCUACCACAAGCUGCUGGAGGGCGAGGAGCAGAGAAUGAACGAACUUAUGCGCAACGGAGACGCUCACCUGCUGAACAAGCAACGCCUGACGGAGAAGCCACAGGAAUCCAUCCCCGUCCCCACGGCAACCACCGACAUCCCGGCAACCACCAUCAUCCCACCAGAGUGCCCCGCCUCCAAGAAGCGCCUGCUGAUCCGGGUGGAGGUGGAAGCAGGCAGAGUCGUGUCCGAAAGCUCCCAUUACACAGACUGAUCCGUCACGCCUCUGCAGCAUUACAGUAUGUCCGUAAAAUGUGAAUUAAAAAAACCUCCAAAUUUAUAUUUAAUUAAGUUAAAUUAAACUAUUUCAGUUGCACACAAAAAUCAUCCCUUUUGUUUUUCUGCUUUCUGGUGGAGCUUCAUGGCAGGUUGAGCGUUUUCCUAGAAUCAGUGCUUGGAUUUGUAGAAGUUUGUUUAUGUCCAUCGGUGCUUUUGAAAAGGUUUUCCUAUCUUUGUUUACAUUUGUAAAGACUUCCAGUACAUUUUCAAAAUCCUUCUUGCAGUUUUUUUUUCUCUCUGACCUUAAUAGGAAUAGGGCUUUGUCUUUGUAGAACAGGAAAUCACCAGUCUAACCCUUCAACGUUUUCCUCAACGGGUUUGUGGUUAAAGGUGGGUUGUUCUGUUGGUCCACAUCUUGAAUCGAAUAUCAGGAAGGAUGUACACAAAGAUGAAGUCUCCUACAGUCACAAAAGUCACAUUAAGGAUAGGUUUUAAUGUUCUGGAAAGAAAAACACGAGUCUGCAAAGGGAAAUGUUUGUUUGCAAGCCUUAAAUUUCCUGAACUUUGGAGUUGUUCUCUUUCUUAGGUGUUUCUGAACCCUUGAACCAAGUAUGUCAAAGUAAUCACAACAAAUCAGAUUACAUUACAGAUUUUACUGUUACUGGAGCACAAUAAAUAAAUAAAGCAACAUGACCAAUA